Messenger RNA from Diabrotica balteata, 687 nucleotides. Lineage: Eukaryota; Metazoa; Arthropoda; Insecta; Coleoptera; Chrysomelidae. The record is from the annotation of a GenBank genome assembly.
GUGUUCAAUGUUAAAAUAAAAAUGACAGCAUGUUGUCCUGAAGAAUGCAAAAUUGGGACGAGUUUCUUUUAUAAAAUGUUAGUGUCUAUUAAACAGAUCCAGUCGUUAAACAACAAACCUGACGGAGUUUCUUUGGAAGAACUAGCUAAGCAUAUGGAAGAGACCUACUGCCUGUCUGGAGAUAUUCGUAGCCAAUUGGAGCAUUCUCUGAGCAUAGCACAAGAAUCUAGACUGUUGAUCAAGAAGAAAAAGUAUUACUCUUUAAUAUGUCCAGCUGCAAAUAUACAUCUCAUACCCACACAAUGCGUAAAAGCUAAAUUAGAAAAAAUUGAACAUUCUUUUAGUGAAAACAAACAUAGAAAAAGAGUAAAUACAAGGGAACAUAUAGAAACCAAAAAUUCAACCAAAAGAAAAAGGAAUAAUAAUGAAGGAAAAAGAAGAUCCAAAAGGAAACCUGAAAAUGAUUGCCAAUGUUCAGAUAAUGAAGAGUGUUUAGAAUUAGGCAUGUCUCAUUCACAAAGUUCAAUGACCCUUCCAAGUAAAUCUUGUCUCAGAUAUAAUUCUAAUAGACCAGCAGCUUAUAGUGAUACUUCUUCAGAUAGUGGUGAUUCAUAAUAACAAAUUGUAUAUUAUCUUGGUAUUAAACUAUUUUAAUAACUGCUUAAGUACUUCAUUUGAUUCUUGUGA